UAGAUCUGUGUUUAUAUACCUAUAUGCUGGCAACAUAUAUACAGUAUUAUCUAUGCUGGCAACAGUAAUUAAAGAUGUCACCACGUCUCAAAAUAUCAAAAUAUGUUAUUGAGAGGUUGUCGAAUAUAGACACAAAUGAAACGACAGGAUGCUUAUACGGACUUAUGUACGACGGCACUUUGCUCGUGAUCGGCAUAAGUUUAGAAUUAUUUGAAACUGAAAAGAAAGCGUAUAAUCAAUUACUUUUAUCUCUACCGGCCGAAAUAGAGUUAUGUGGCGUUGUUAAAUUUAGUGAAACAUCAAGUGUUGAGUAUAAACCUAAGGAGAUACUGCAGGAUGUAGAUAUUACAGAUAACCCAUUAUUUAUCAUAAUUGGUAAGGAUAAAGUAAUGAAAGCACAUUUCUUAGUGCAUGAAAAGUUUGAAGAGACACAAUAUGAAGUGUUUGAAUCAGAAGACCUUUGGAAACAGUUCCUUCAUGUGAGGUUAAACACAAUAUUACCUCUUACAUGUGAAGCGACUAUACCAGGUGUUAAGAAUACAUUACAAAAUAAAAGGAAGAAGAUUGCUUCAGGUCAGGUAUCGUUUCAAAUCAAUGGAAGCUCAGUGUAUUUGUUUGGAGUGGCCUCAGAUGUUGGAGUAACAGGCACUAGCACUGAAGCGAAUAUAGGAGAUCUUGUUGAUUCUAUGAGCCCAGAACAUUCAUCGAAAAAGAAAAAAUACAACAUUCAUAAUGUGGAGGUACUUCCUGUGAGCUUAGUUAUGAAAGCAACAAAAGAUAUAUUAUCUGAUAAACUUGUCAAGACUGCUGUAAAAAUGAUGACUACACAAAGAAAACCUGCCUUCUGUAUAAGUAUGCCGCUAAGAAUUGACACACUGGCUAUGAUUCAUCGGAACACGAAACUCUCUGAGCUUUAUAAUGUAUUGGUUGAAGCCGCGUGUCGCUCUCUUAGGUUAUUGGAAAGUGUACUUAUUGAACAACUGGGGCAAGAAGGUAUUGGUGAUGGUGCUGGUCUGCGGCUGCCUGAGACAUAUCACUACCUUCCUCCAGAAAUCGGACAUUUCAUUACCAGAGUAAUGCCAAAAGGGAUACCUGAUGAAACUAUGGAAAAAGAAAGAAGCCUCCUGCACGAACAGUUAGCAUUGCCACAAAACAGACCGAUAUUCAGACGAGGAAAUGCGUAUAUCUUCCACAGUUCGAAGCUAAUAAAUCCGCAUGAAGCUAUCGUGCAACAAAUCAAGCCUAAUGUGAAAGUGGCUUUAGUUCGUGGCAGAUAUAUCUAUUACCAUUACAUGCAGGAUAACUUUAAUGAUGAUGGGUGGGGCUGUGCCUAUCGCUCCAUGCAAACUAUAUUCUCUUGGUUCAAGUAUCAAGGAUACAGCUCAAUAGAUGCACCAAGUCAUAGGGAAAUCCAACAGUGCCUUGUUAAAAUAGGCGAUAAACCGUCUUCGUUUUUAGGUUCUAAGCAAUGGAUCGGUUCCACAGAAGUUAUGUUUUGCCUAGACACAUUGAUUGGUGUUCAAUCUAGAAUAUUAUUUGCAAACACAGGUGCAGAGUUGCAAAGUUACACACCGGAACUUAUUCAUCAUUUUGUACAACACGGAAGCCCUAUAAUGAUUGGUGGUGGUGUUCUAGCUCACACCAUUAUAGGAGUCGAAUAUAAUGAAGACAAAAACGAAACCCGUUAUCUGAUACUCGAUCCACAUCAUACAGGAGCUGAUGACAUCCAAACGGUUAUCGCAAAGGGUUGGUGUGGUUGGAAGGGCGCAGACUUUUGGAAUAAAACUGCGCAUUAUAACCUCUGUCUGCCGCAAACUAAACAAACUGUUUGAAACAGAUCGCUGAUAGUCUUUACGACGUAUGAUAUAAAGGAAAGGAGAGGGACUUAGAAGAUUGUGGGUAAAACAAAAGAUAAAAGGAACUGUAGAGAAAAAAUAUCUAUGAAAUAGAGCGAGAACCUGUGUAGGAAAAUCUGGCUUUCAAUUAUGAAGACUUCCAAUUUGAAUAAUUUAAAUGUAUUUUGCUCAUUACUAUAAAAUUAUAUGAAAAAGCAUUGUGAAUUGCAUUUAUGUUAAACAAGUAUUUUAAAUUCAAUCAUGUUUGCCAAUUCUUACAUUAUCGCGUUUAACUUAAAAAUUUAUAAAAAUGCCGAACAUUUAAUAGCGAGUAUAAAGAUCAUUAAAUAUUGUACCUUGAUUACAAGCUAGAUUUCUGUCAUAACAAAUAAUCAAGUAGAUGGCGAAGUUUGGUUAACCGUUGAAGUAUGGAAGUAAAAGAUAUAGUGAACAAUAGCAAUAAUAUAUUACAAAUUAAAUUCUUUGCAAGUUGCAGCCGUAGAAUAAUUUAAAAAAUCAUUUACUUGUUAGUGUUAAAUUACAAUAAGAACACCAAAUUUCUGAGCGAUAAUUUCUAAUGCAAUAAUUGUGAUAUAAAAAUAGUGUAAGCUGAAAGUAUUUAAGCUCAAUAGUUGUUGUACCUAGUUGGUAUUUACGCACUUAAAAAUUGUAAGUACGACCAAUUAGGUUGUCUUAAAUGAUAUUGAUUGUAAUUUAGGUCUUUUGCUACACUAUUAUAUAAAUUGUAAUCAGUGGUCAUUAAUUGUUUAUCCAUAAGUAUUCUGGCCAGAUAGUAAACAGCUAGCUUUACGUUCAAAUCACAAAUGAUUAUGUGCGUGUAUUAAGACUGUGCGGGUUGUGUACGACCACAAAACAAUUAUUAUAAAAUUAUUUUUAUUUAAGCAGGUGCUAUUAUGAGCAUUAUAAGGAAAUCCAGUCUUCUCAAAUUUAAAUAAACAAUGAAGAAAGAAGAACAAUUAUUGUAUUCUUCCGACUUCGUUGUAAUAUUGUAACAUAAUUUAAGUCGAUUGUUUAUAAUAAUAAAAUAAUAAUUCGUAAAUUUGUCUGGUUAUAUCAGUGCUUUAUAGAUUUUAUACACCAAUAAAAUUCAAUCCAUACAUUUAUGUUUAGGUUUUAUGUAUUUGUAAUGGUU
Molecule: messenger RNA, 2988 nt
Organism: Colias croceus (clouded yellow)
Lineage: Eukaryota; Metazoa; Arthropoda; Insecta; Lepidoptera; Pieridae
Gene: Ufsp2
Product: probable Ufm1-specific protease 2
Exons: 10
Coding region: 75-1832 (585 amino acids)
Source: RefSeq, a predicted model, not a curated record